UCAGUUGGAUGCUUUACUUAUACUUGGUUUACAUGCACUUAAAUCAAAAUGCAGUUAGGAAACGCCUCCUAAAACACAGAGCCUCAGCUCUGACUGUAAUGAUGCACGAUGAGUCAUAGGAGGAAGUCUGAGUUGCAGAUGGCUGCGAGUUACAUGCAUAAAAUUCAUUCAAACUGUAGGCAGUAGCUUCCUAUCUUCUGCAUUUCUUUUGGGAAAACAAAGCCAAUGUAUUUUUCAUAAAUAGAUAUUCUUUCAAUGAUAUAAUGCCUUUCCACUGUUCAGUCUUCAACUGCAAAGGAUAUUAUGAUAAUGACCCAAAAGUGUCCAUUUUCAAAUUUCCCGAGGACAAAAAGUUAAAAGCGCAGUGGACUCAAAGGCUCCUUCGUAAGGAUUUCAAGCCAAGCAAAAGCUCAAGAGUCUGUGAACCGUAUUUUAAAGAGGAACACAUAAUAAGAAAUAUGGAACAUUUUCAUGAAGAAAGUGGUUGCAUUCUGAAAGCUCCUCUUAAAUAUCCAAAAUUGAAAUCUCAUGCUGUCCCAGUAUAUGUUCAAGACUUCAGCCUACUAUAUUGCAAGCAAGAGAAACUCCUGAAGAUAAAAAAAAUGAGACAAGAAGCUACAGCUGUUAGAAAAGCUAUCACUGAAAGCAAAAGCAGCUAUGAUAAAGAAAGUGCACUUUAAAUCAAUUCCAGAGUUCAUCAACUGCCUUAAUUAAAUCUAUUUUGGUCCAUAAUUGGGGGAAAAAAGAUAAAAUAAUUUGUAAUAUUUCUGAUGAAAUUCCAGAUGUAAUGCCAUCUUUACGUGCAAAAUCUAAUUUAAAGUGUGAAAUUUAUUUUAAAAAAACAAGCAUUGGGAAAAACUACAUUUCUAUCAGUUAUUAAUAAUAUAAAUGAAUUAUGUGAAGUACUUAAUUACUUAGAAUCACUUGGAAAUAUCAAUAAGGAUAAUAAUAUUCACUCUCUUUCGGAAAUUAUAAUUAAAUUGUUCACCAAACUAAAAACUUUUGAAACUGUAAAAAAUAUAUAUACAGUUGAUUUUUCUCAUAGAGCAGGUUGAAAAAUUGAAUUUUUCUAAACAAUUUCUCAGACUCCCCUGAAUUGAUGAUUUUUUACAGUCUUUUAAACUCUCUCCGCAUUGUUACAAAUUUUUACGAAAUUCUGAAAAGUUCAUUCUUCCCCACCUCGAAACUCUUAGUAAAAUUUUUUCUAUAAAUGUAAAUCCGUAAUAUGAGCAGGCUACUUCAAACUUUUCAGUUAUACACGGCAAAAAGUUUCUUGUUUAUCUGAGGGGAAGGGGGGAAAAAAAAGGUUAUUUUAAUGGUUGAUGAAAUUCGCUUGCAAAGUCAUUUUUAUUAUGUUGGUGGAAAGAUAACGGGUAUGGCUUUUAAUAAUUCUGAAGUAGCCACAAGUGCUUUCGUACUUAUGGUUAGAUCCUUGCUUUCCCCUUGUAAGGAUGUUGUGCAUAUACUUCCAAUUAAGAGUUUAAUUGCUGAAAAUUUACAUGCACUUGUUAAAAAAUAAUAAUAAUUGGUCUUGAAACUCGCAAAGUUAUAGCUGUAGUUACGGAUAAUAAUUUUAGCAACAGUAAAGUUAUGUCAUUUUUUUCAAAACCACCAAAAAUAAGUAUUUCAUACAAACAUCCGUAUGAUUCUAAAAUACCUUUAUAUUUUCUAAUUGAUACUGUGCACCUGCUAAAAUGCAUACGGAACAACUGUUUAAACCAGAAAAGUUCUGGAAAUUGCAAGCAUUAUCUAGAUUUCAAUUCUGCCCAACCUUUUAAAACUGCUUGUUUUUCUACAUUAAAAGCAAUGCAUAAAGCUGAAAGUGGUGAAGUAUGCAUAUGGUCUUACACUGAAAGCUUUAUAUCCUUCUAGUAUUGAGUUUAAAUUGGCAUUACAAAUCUUUAAUCCCUUACUUGUAGAGAGUUUGUUAGUACUUGGGGGGGGGAAAAUAACAUUGAACAUUUUAAAGAAACUUCCGAAUAUAUUCAAAUUAUUUGUAAUUGGUGACUUAUUGUAAAUGCAAAAAUUGUGUACAAAGGUUUACGUAAAUCAGAUAAAUUUAAAGAACCUUUAAAAAGUGAUACUACAGAUGUAAUAUGUUUUUAAAUUAAUUCUUAAAAUGGAUUGAUAGUUAGGAACUCGUGAAUUGCACAACAGGAACAGUAACAAAGAAACUCGUACUGCUUUAAAAAAAAUUCCAGAAUGGCAGUAUUAGAAAUUGCCAAAUAUUGUUUUGAAGAAUUAAAGUUUGAUUAUUUUCUUCCAGGCAAAAUUCAAAUCGAUGCAUUGGAGCUAUAUUUGAAAAAUAGCACCAAUUAUCUGGAUCGCGUUACCGUGUAUCACUUCGACAAAGUUCUUUUCGCAUUGUUUGGAUUUGCACUAAUGUAUUUCUUAAUAAUUUUUAAUAACGAAAUAUUCAAGGAAAAGAAAA
This is a messenger RNA of Argiope bruennichi, 2431 nucleotides long. RefSeq lists its product as uncharacterized. The record is from RefSeq and is a predicted model, not a curated record. The coding region runs from base 264 to 680 and encodes 138 amino acids. Lineage: Eukaryota; Metazoa; Arthropoda; Arachnida; Araneae; Araneidae. The transcript has 2 exons. Gene Ontology annotation, molecular function: sequence-specific DNA binding.